AUGCAUCUUUCACUGUUCGCGUCGUUCAUCGUUCUUGGUUCUCUUGUAGCAGCGCACCCUGGCGGCCACGCAGAACUUGUCAACAGAGCUCAACACGAGGCCCGGGCCCUCCAAGCUCGUAAGUGCGCGCCUGCCAUCGCCGAAUUUGAAAGAGUUCGCCGUGAGCGACGCGAGCUGCGCAUGGGCAGGAGGCAAGAGCCGUCGACCACUGCUACGGCUCCGAACCCUCACUAUAGCACUAUUCAAAAUUCGACUUGCGUUACCGCUCCGGAAGUCAUCGAAGGCCCGUAUUACAUCGGCAAUGAGUACAUUCGAUACGACCUUCGCGAGACCCAGCCUGGGCAGACCCUUGUCCUCGACAUCGGUGUUAUUGACACGACCACCUGCGAGCCUUUCGUCAAUGCGUUCGUUGAACUCUGGAAUGCUAACGCAACUGGGGCCUACGGUGGCUACGAAGGUGGCGACGUCAAGAAAGACACCUUCCUCCGCGGCGGGCAUUUCACGAACGACCAAGGCAUCAUCGAGCUUACGACGAUUUAUCCGGGCUUCUAUCGCGGCCGUACAGCCCAUAUCCAUACGAUGAUUCACAAAGAUUCUGAGCAGCAAGCUAAUGGUACGAUCAUUUCCUCCUCGGGCACCCUCACCCAUAUCGGCCAGUUCUUCUUUGAGGAGUCUUGGAACGAUGCGGUCUACGCCACCGAUCCGUAUACGGCGAACACGCAGGAACGCACCCUCAACAGCGAAGAUAUGUGGAUUGAGAUGGCCGGUGAUGGCGCUUUUGUCAAUCUCGAGAAUCUGGGAAGCUCCUUGGACGAGGGCUUGCUUGGGUAUAUCACUGUUGCGGUCGACGGAAAUGCGACAUACACCUACGAGAAUCAGAACACUCUCUGA
Molecule: messenger RNA, 891 nt
Organism: Cyclocybe aegerita
Lineage: Eukaryota; Fungi; Basidiomycota; Agaricomycetes; Agaricales; Hemipholiotaceae
Source: the annotation of a GenBank genome assembly